Molecule: messenger RNA, 5142 nt
Organism: Sorex araneus (European shrew)
Lineage: Eukaryota; Metazoa; Chordata; Mammalia; Eulipotyphla; Soricidae
Gene: PARM1
Product: prostate androgen-regulated mucin-like protein 1
Exons: 4
Coding region: 371-1279 (302 amino acids)
Cellular component (GO): plasma membrane; Golgi apparatus; early endosome
Source: RefSeq, a predicted model, not a curated record
GUGCCACCUACAGUCGCUUUGGAAAAGUUGAGAGAGAGCCCCGGGAUCAGUCCCCCUCCCCUCUAUUCCAUCCCUCGGCGCCCUGUCGCCAGGCCUGUGCAGAAUCCCUGGGAAUCCGGGCUCCGGCGCCCCGACCGUCCAGCAGAGGCCGCCCUGGGCCGGGACUCCCGGGACGCGAGCGCCGCGCGAGGGGGAAGCCCGUCACGGCGUCGGGGCCGGGCUGGGAGGGGUUUGGCUGCGGCAGGCGCGGGAUGGAGCAGAAGCGCGCGGGGCGCCCGAGGAACCGCAGCUGAGCGCGCUCGCCUCCCGCCGGCCCCGCCGCCUCUCUCCGCGCCGCCAGCCCCGCGCGGGGCACCGAGCACCGCCUGCCAUGAUCGGCCAGACCCUCUGGACCCUGUGCAUCCUCGCCGCAGGACUGAGGGUACAGAGCUUGCCUACGUCAGUGCCUUCGCCUGUGUCUCUUCCGGUAAAGACGACCCCAUCCACAGUCACCUGGAGCAGCCCUCCACAAAGCCCCCCUGCCUCGCCCACGAGUGGCGCAGCGAGCAGCUCUGGACCCCUGGUCACAGCGUCCACCCAGACAUCUCCACACCUGAAGAAUGUUUCCGCAACGCCCAGAGAAGAGACCACCAGCCUGGUCACCCAGCGGGAGGUUACAAGCACAAACCCCUCUUCAACAAGCAGCGGUGUCCACUUAACAACAUCACCCGUGGAACACAGCUCAGGCGCCCCAGAAACCAAUGUAACUGCUCCGGGAUCUCAGUCUCCCGCCGCCGGGACGCCCACACUCGCCUCCCCUCAGGCUCCAGCUUCAUCGCCCUCACCGCUGCCAGUCACGUCGCCAGAGGUGGCUUCGACCUCUGUCAGCUCCAACCACAGUUCCUCCGACAACAGCACCCAGCCCACGGCCGUCCCCACGUCUCCAGAGACCACAGCACAGGAGCACAGCUCUGGGGCUACACCCUCCCCGCACGUCCCGGCUGAGCCUGUGCCCACGGAGACGACACCGCAGACAACCAAGCCGGCUGCAGUGACCCACCUGAAGGAAGAGGCCCAGGUCACUACCACCUCCCCCGGGGUGAUCAUGCAGGAAGUGGAGCACGCGCUGAGUUCCGGCAGCGUCGCGGCCAUCACGGUGACCGUCAUCGCUGUGGUGCUGUUGGUGUUUGGAGUCGCCGCCUAUCUAAAGAUCAGGCACUCCUCCUACGGAAGGCUGUUGGAUGACCACGACUACGGGUCCUGGGGAAACUACAACAAUCCUCUCUAUGAUGACUCCUAACAGGAAGGAGGUCUGGGAUGUGGAAGAACUGUUCUUUAUUUAUAAGUGCUUAUCCAGUAGAAUUCAUAAGUUCCUGAUGCACAUUGAGCGACAAUCUUAAGCCCUGUUUUGUUGGUAUGAUUGUUCUGUUUCCCUCCCUCACCGCUGGCUGUAACCACUUCCCCUUUCUGGUCCAAAGAGAAUCAUUCACGGUGUGUGCAGGCUGAUUGGCGGCCGAAAUGGGCUGACAUGGAGCGAGUCAGGCUAGACAACCCAUGGUGGAGACUUCUGCACCCCACACCCCUCCACACACACACUCAGAACCCACUUCGAAAAGAACCGAAGAUUUUGUUGUUUCAUCAGAAGUUACUUUUAGAGAGCGCUUUCUUUGUGGUAUUUCUCAAGCCUUAAGUUAUGAAGUUACAUUAAAGACCAAUGCAGGAAAAUAAAAUGAGUGCUUGGUAGAAAUUCACCCUGUCGGGAGUGACGAAGCUGAGGUCUCCAAUUCCUUUUGCAAUCUCUCUUGCACGGGUCAUGUUUGACAGGAUGCUGACUGGCUCUACAAGCCAAAGAGAAGCUUCAGGGCUGCCUGAUUAAUGAAAGGAAACCAGCAAAGUGCUCCAGGGAGGUGAGUGGGCCCAGGGAUCGAGUAGCGGGAUGCUGUGACAUUGAAGCGUGCCCGCCCCUGUUUCACCCUCCAGGCCACCUGUCUGCUAUGAGGCCAGUUCCAGCCAAACAGAGUAGAAUCCCAGCCCACAUGCUUCAAGCAGAGCUGCAGCUCUACAGGAGGCAGCUAUGAGAAUGAGCUGAGUUACAGAGUCAAAAAAAGGAGAGGCAUGUGAUGCCACCAGAAUGUGAGGGAUGAGAGAGAAGGAGGCCAGGGAGGGACAAGCAUGGGGCCGACCCUUGGAGAAAGUGGAGACCAUCCCUUCGUUACUGUCAGAGACACGCAAUGCUGCUGGAGCCCACAAAUCUUACUUCAUACCCAUUAAGUAACUGGUUCACUGCUGUGAUGCUCUAGAAUGGCUGUAAACUAUUAUACAUGUUUUCCAAGGCACCAGUCUUCAGUUGCUCAGAAAGGUAUUUCCAUAGGAGAAGGAUUCCAUAAUAAUACAUUUAGUCCUAUGAUACAUUCUCCUCACUGCUUCUUUUCUUUAAUAAAUGUUUGCCCUUGGGUAUAUAGUCUUAAAAUUUUACAUCACAAUUUUGAGACAAAUUCAUUUUUAUGGCAGUGGUUCUCAACCAACAGUUAAUGUUGCCCCCUCCCUCCCACCCCACAGGGAACACUUGAAAGUGUCUGGUGAUGUUCUGAACUGUCACAAUCUGGAGGUGCUAUUAGUGGAAAGAGACCAUGGAUCCACUAAGCAUCCUGUAAUGUACAGAUGACCAACCCCCCAAAACUGCCGCGUUUGAGGAACCCUGAUUUCUAUUCUGACAGAAUAAGAUACCCACGGAGUAGCAUAUCUUUUUAUUUUUAAUUAACUGAAAUGAUUCGUGAAGUGUUUAUUUUAUGGUAUGUUGGCUAGUAGGUUGUUCAGGGCAUGUGUGGUCAUCUUUAAUUUCUCUGUCUUUUUUCCCAAAAGCCUUAUUCCUUAGCUUCAGCUGUCCUGGAACAUGCAAGAUUAGCACCCAGCAUCUUAUCUCCUAGUUUCAUGUAGUAGAAACAUGUGUUAGGUCCUGUUGCAGAAAGUGUUAUAUUGUCCUACCAUGUCAUAAGAACUUAAAACUGGAUCAAUUUGUAGUUUGAAAUCUGGACCUGCUGCCACGAGUCUGUUUAAACCCUUGACUCUUAGCUCCUCCCCGUUCCUCGGCAUGGCAGGAAACCCCACUGUCCCACCACCAUGCUGAGCCUCUCUGAUGUCCGUCAGACACACUAGGAUCAGUGUCAUUGCACACGCUGCCACCCCACACUGUGACAGAAACCAUUCCCAAGCCCAAGCAACAGCAAGACGUGAUUUUACAACAACUAGGUGCGGGGAAUAUUGGGAAUUCUGAUAUCUCACAUUUCUAAAAGACAAAAAGAGAAUAUUCUCAGAAACAUGAUGCUCCCGCUGGCCCUGCAUAGAUGGAAUAAUUGCCUCUUCCCUAAGGUCAUUCUUUCAUAGGCUUUCCAUUUGAUAAAGGAUGACUCAAUAGAAACAAGACAUUCCAAUUUUUCCCUCCUUGACCAUAAAUAUUUUGACAAAUUGUCCAUAAAACACCUUUGGAGAGGUGCAGUCUGGAUGUUGCGAUAGUCAUAAAUACUGGGUCUGAGGGACCGGCCUCUUCCCAGAGAAUCCUGAAUGAUUACGAGCACAGCCUCAGUUAGCACAUUUCCAGGUGGGGAUUAUUGUACAAGAUCACUUGUAGGAUUUGUUGGUGUUAUGAACUUCCAGUGCCAUAUGGUAAAGAUCGGUGCCUGGACCUAAGUGACAGCUUUCUUAUAAGCUCUAACACAUUCUUUUUUAUUAGUGUAAAAUCCCUGUGGGUUUAACCUUAUUUUGCCAAGUGCAUUUCCCCCCAAUUUUUGUAAUGUUCAAAAGAUUUGAGCAACUUUAACUCGACAAAAGUUACUUAAUAGCCCCUCACACCCACUUGCACAUGUUCAUAAUGUACAUGCAUGCAUCAAAACUACAUGCCCAUAACUGACAUCUUUUACCUCAGGGAGAGAGUCUGAUCAGGUGCUAGUGGAGAAUUUUUCAACUAGGGGCCGUAUGUCCCCCCGGUCCCUCUCAGGAUAUUCCAAGGAUACCAUGAAUGGAAAUUACAUAAAGGGUGAUCAUUGGAUGGCACAAAACUAGGGAAACAACCCAUAGGACAGGGGUGCCACGGAAGAGAAACAGUCAGAAGGGUUGUGGGCAGAUAAAGGUUGAGAAACACUGCAGUAGUGGAUAUAAACAGUCAUGUAACAUCCAUGAACAGGACUGUCAUAGCUAGAGAAAGGCAAUCAGUCUCCUUGACUGCAAAUGCUGAAAGAGUGGGGUUCCGCUUUGUUUUCUUUUCCCAUGUUUCCAGUGAUAUCUCUGACCCUCCCUGGAAAUCUGUGUCAUUGUUUCAUGAACAGGGGUGACUCUUUCAUACGUACCUCACCCAAUGCUACCUCACAAAUGUAUUGUGAGGACUAGUGAAAUCAUGUCUACAGUGUUUUCAGUUUCUGGAGAAAAGUAUUUAUAAACAUUUUAAGUAUUAAUUAGAUAUAUAUAAGAGAUCUCCGUUUCUUGUUUGUUAUUAUAUUGGUGUGUUGUUUUUACUUAAAUCUGAAAAAUAACAACUGUGUCACAGCCACAUCAGACAACUGUCCUGGGCUACCCCUUGGUGCAGCUGACUAACCACACAAUGAACCAUUCCAAGGACCAAGAAGGAUGGUUUCCAUCUAAGAGUUAGGAUCAUCAGAGACAUAGGUCUCACGGACUAUUGAGUUAGGAUCCAGGAGGUUAGGGUAACACAGUACAAUACGCGAGCACUAACUGUAGUAGUCAGCCUCCAGCCUUUACCAUCCUGAAGUCUACUGGGUUCUUCGUAAAAUUGACUUUGGUUUGAUGUCAUGUUUGCCCUUCAUCUUGCAUGCAAGGGUGCAUGGUUCAACCCGUCGCAUCUGGGAAAUGAAGUUUGCAACUGGUCCAGAUGCUAAUUUGCACGUUGAUUCACCUUCUUUGCCUUUAACCUCUUUUUGGCAAAUGAAUGUACCAUUUCAACUUUGAUUUUAAAGUGCUAGUUGAUAUUGACAAUAGUGCUAACCAAGAGAUCAAUGCCACAUUGUUUUCUUAGGGUGAGUUAGCCAACAUCAUUGAAAGAUACAAAGAUGCUCAACCCUCUUUGAUAUUUGAUGCCAUUGUGUCUACAUUUGUUGUAAAACAUAUUGCAUAUCAAUUAUAUCAAUUAAAGUUUUAAAAGCUUGCACCUGA